Molecule: messenger RNA, 1461 nt
Organism: Auanema sp. JU1783
Lineage: Eukaryota; Metazoa; Nematoda; Chromadorea; Rhabditida; Rhabditidae
Source: the annotation of a GenBank genome assembly
AUGACGUCGUUUGGAUUAGAUUUUGAAGAUGACGAAGAUUGCUGGCUAACUCCUAGCGUUAAAGAUGUUGCUGUUCAGUCUUCUAAACCGUUUGACAUCAAAGAAUAUUUGGGAGAAGUGAAACUAUCUGAGAGUGCUGCCACGUUAUCCAAGAAAAUAGCAAAAUAUACUAAGAAACGAGCCGUUUUGGAACGCAUGUCGUCACUCGCUUCUGUGAAAGAAGAAAGCCCAUGCAGCUUUUCGACAAAUGAUGAAAUCUCCUCAAGUGAUCAGUCUUCAGGACUGGGUGUAUCUGUUGAUACAGAUAUGUCUAGUCCUGAAGUCUUCCCUGAGGAUGCCAGUUGCAGUAAAAGUGUUUCGUUUGCUCCAACUAUGUCACCUAUGUCACCUAUGGUGAAGAGUGCUUUUCCUAUUUCGUCAACACCCAUACACCCAAUUGCUCAUCGCAGUCAGAAGAUGUUAUCAGUGAUCUCACCAAUCAGAAUGGAAGAGCCUGAUUCAGAGCCACAAUUAGAAAAGCUUACACUCACGGUCGAUGACGACGAAGAGUUUUAUGACGCCGCUGAUGACUUUUCCGAAGAAGCUUUCAACGCAAUAUCGUUGACAGCAUCAUUCAGCAGCAUCGAAUCAAUCCUCUCAGACAGAAGAGACCCUGGUCAGUCAUGCAUUCGGACAGGUAUGACACAAUCAUUAAUCAAAGUUGAUGAAGAGGACAUUCCUUCAUCUGUGACACCCGCUAAACUAACAUUACCUCGUCAAGCCAGAUCUUCGUCAGUUAGCCCCCGUUCAGCAACGUCUUCUCUUGGUUCUGAGUCGAGCAGGCUAAAGCCCGGAGAUGAUAAAUCAUUAACAACUCCCUUAUCAUCUCGUAACGGAACCUUACGUCGUUCUCUCGGAGAACAGGCGUUAUCUCGAAGUCAAUUCUCUACUUUGAGUAAACAACCUACUAAUAAUGAAACUCGGUUACCAAGGAAUCCACGGGUUAUGAAAUCUCAUUCUAACUUAUCGCCAAACUCAUCAACGCUUACUAAAACUGAUCGUACUUGGAGCAAAAACUCACUUGAUACUACUCCAUCUCGACCAGUGUCUCGUGCUUCACCUAUUCUUCGCGAAGAGUUUAACCGAGAUUUACAACAGGUCACGUCACUAGCUCAACAACAAGAAGAAGCUCUUCGACAAGCUGUGAGGAACUCAAAUGAGCGGAAAUAUUCGUGGCAGGGAGAACCUAACAAAUCAAAUGGAAGUCCACAUUCAUCCGCUGGAUCUUUAGCAAGUAGUAAAUCGGUAGACAUUGCCGUCCUUAAUAAAACAACGGCAACUCCAAAUUCUCGGAUACCUGGUCCUUCCAGGCUACCCCGAAGAACGGGUAUACCUGUCCCAACCAAAAUACAACCAAAUCCUCGUCAAACCAAUGCGUCCAUGGCGAAGUUUGGAGGAGAUCCAUACGACGACUGCUUUUAG